Messenger RNA from Blastomyces gilchristii SLH14081, 1368 nucleotides. RefSeq lists its product as uncharacterized. Lineage: Eukaryota; Fungi; Ascomycota; Eurotiomycetes; Onygenales; Ajellomycetaceae. The transcript has 8 exons. The record is from RefSeq and is a predicted model, not a curated record. The coding region runs from base 1 to 1368 and encodes 455 amino acids.
AUGUAUCCUAACAUCUUGUAUGCGCUUCUGUCCACAGCGCUCAUCGUGCUAAGUACAGUGCAUCUCAUCUUGCUUACCAUUCACCGCCCCCAGCCUCACCAAUUGCCUGAGAUAUCAAUCUUUGUUCUCUUUGUCUGCGUCAAUGCUGUUGUCAUUGGCAUUGGUCUAUCAGGCUUAAGGCGCGGGGAUACGCCAGCAUUUUACUACUCCUUGGGAAUAUGUACAGCAUUUCCGCUAGCCCUUGAGAUGAUUCAGCUGAGCAAAAUCCAGGCCGGACCACUUACGAACGCCCUCCUGCAUCAAUUAUUCUUAGGGUAUUGUUUUCUGUCCCCUGCGGCAAAGCUCGGGUUGAUCCUAUGCUCAGUCGCCUACGAGGCGUCGGUGAAAGGUACAGCUGUGGUCGUAUCUAUCGACUACAUGGGCCCUGUGAUCCAUGAAGUUACAAUCCAUGCAUUUCUUGUUAUCGUAACGGCAGGGUUUGCCGCAGGUGGACUCGUCCACGACUGGCCCUUCUGGAUUGAACAAAACAAAGAACGAUAUGUUCCAGACAAAGCUCGCCAACGUCGGAAAAUCUCACACGAACCGAACCAAGUGAAUAAACAUCAUGAUGCUGAGACAAACCUCAACCAAACAAGCGCGGUCCCGCCCCAUCUUAGCCAAGCUAUUGACAUCGACAAAGAAUCAGAAGAAUCUGCGCUCUAUGAGCCCGACGCGACAACAGACGAACCCAUGGAGGAGAUUCCAGAUUUUAACAAUGAUGAUCUCUGGAGGAGCGUAGAAACGGAUAUAACUUGUACGCCAACCUCAUGUCAAAAUGCCAAGCCCUGGGCAAGGGGAAAGAAAAUAUUUUGGUUGGAGGGAUUUGUGGUGGGCUUGGUGGCAGGGCAGAGGAGUCAUUCGUCGCAGGAUUGCAACGAACCCUUCGCUGCAGCAAUUCAAAGGAUUCGAGAGGCUCUGGACCAAGAACUGGAUAAGAUGAAAACCAAGGGCGACAUAGACAAGCAUUAUUGGACGGAGAUGAUCUAUCGCCGGUUUUUAGGCUCCUAUAGAGUCCAUCAUGUACGAGAAAGUGUCCUACCCGCGGCUGAAGAUACAGGCACUACCGAAGCCAUUCUGUCCGGAAUCUCUCCCCAGGAUAGAGGUUUUCUUCUUAGGUUCGCAUCCCGUGAUGUGAACAAUCUUACUGCUGUUACAUUCAAAGAUAUUCAGUACCUUUACCGACGCGGGGCUAUCUUCUUGAGGAACUAUGGGGAAACACAGACAUCUGGAUUCAAUGCUGAGACAAACCUCAACCAUGCCGGCUUUAGUUCUUCACUGACAGAUUCCAAGGCUAUUCGGAAUCGAAACGGGGAGACCUGUUCAGAAUAA